This is a messenger RNA of Xiphias gladius (swordfish), 1862 nucleotides long. It is a transcript of the gene yipf6, whose product is annotated as Yip1 domain family, member 6. The coding region runs from base 254 to 940 and encodes 228 amino acids. Gene Ontology annotation, cellular component: membrane; trans-Golgi network. Gene Ontology annotation, biological process: endoplasmic reticulum to Golgi vesicle-mediated transport. The transcript has 2 exons. Lineage: Eukaryota; Metazoa; Chordata; Actinopteri; Istiophoriformes; Xiphiidae. The record is from RefSeq and is a predicted model, not a curated record.
CCGGUUCAGCAGGUGUACGUGAACGCACCACACGGAUGUGCGUGAGUCACGUAUUGCGGAAGUAAACAAUCCGCAGCUGACGUGGAGCAGUAGAGAAACUGGAGCAACGAGACCUGAUUCGACAUUUUCGAGAAACAUUUUUGUUGUUUCAGUCUCUGUCUCGUGUUGUUACAAGUUAAACUAGCUCUGUCGGUGUCGUCUAGACUCCCAGAAUAACUGACGGUCCGUGUUAGAAGCUUCUCUCUGCGGUAAAAUGGCGGCAGCGGGGGAGGCCAGCAGGCCGUUCGCCGGGCUGUCCGACGUCUCCAUCUCGGAUGACAUCCCGGUGGAAGGGGACAUCUCCGUGCCCAUCAGCUCCUCCAGAAAGGACGACGAGUUCUCCACGCUGGACGAGCCGGUGAAGGAGACCAUCCUGCGAGACCUGCGGGCGGUGGGGAACAAGUUCGUCCACGUCCUGUACCCGAAGCGGAGCUCGGCUCUGCUGCGGGACUGGGACCUGUGGGGCCCGCUGCUGCUCUGCGUGACGCUGGCUCUGCUGCUGCAGGGCGGCGCGGCGGACAGCGACGACCAGGGAGGACCGCAGUUCGCCGAGGUCUUUGUCAUCGUCUGGUUCGGCUCCAUCAUCAUCACCCUCAACUCCAAGCUGCUGGGCGGCACAAUCUCCUUCUUCCAGAGCCUUUGUGUGUUGGGAUACUGCAUCAUGCCCCUGACGGUGGCCAUGGCCGUGUGCCGGAUCGUCUUGAUCGGCGGCUCGGGGAAGGUCAGCUUCGCCGUGCGGCUGGUGGUGGUGACGGCGUCCUUUGGCUGGUCCACCUUCGCCUCCACGGCCUUCCUCGCCGACAGCCAGCCUCCCAACCGCAAGGCGCUGGUGGUGUACCCGGUGUUCCUCUUCUACUUCGUGAUCGGGUGGAUGAUCCUGACGUUCUCGCCAUCGCAGUAGAGGAGAGACGAAAGGCCUGGAUUUGAGUUGAACUGAAAAAGAUGAGGGAGGUUUUUAUAGAGCGACAGAACUCAAACAAACACCAGAAUCUGCCUUUGAACGACUACUGAAGUGACUGUGAGUGUUUCUGAGCUUCUGAAACAGCAUUUAGACUCAUCGGACACCAAAAUAAGUCCUUAGGGAGCAGCAGCGGCUCAUGCUCAGAUUCAGAGAAGUCGAGUCGACAGCGUGCUGCAGAGGGAGCGAGAAGAAGCUGAUGAAUAUGUUGGUAUUUUUCCAGUUUGUCUCCCCAGAUGUGUUUACGAGCUGCGUAAAGUUAAGUCCAUAAGCUUGUGUAUAGAAAUGCUCUGUGAAUGUUUGAGCUGCCAGGGCUACGAUUGUUAUUCUUUUCUUCCUGGUCACUCUGGGUGUUUGAAACCUCAUAUUGUCUUAAAGAUCGGUGCAAAAACAUACUGAAAUUGACACACUACAGUCAGCAUUUAACCGAUGCUUUUACGCAGCUUGACCAAGAACCUCAACUGUCGCCUGUAGUUUUGGGCUCUAAUCGUUCCCUUUUCUGCUUCUUGGGGUUAGGGUUAGGACUUUUGUUUUCAUUAGACAGACAGAUGACGGGUAACGUGAUGAGAGAGAGAGGGAAAUGGUCCUCAGCCGGAUUCAAACCGGGAACGUCUCGGUUCGCGGUCAACUCCUUGUCGAACCGGUAAAUUUAGAGAGAGAGAGGGUGAGCGAGCUCUCUGAUUGGUUGUCACCCAUUUAGAAGAAUCAUUUGACAUUUUGGGAAAUACGCUUUUUCGCUGCCAUGAGUGAAAUGAGGAGGCUGAUACCAGGGCUGCAGGGAAAGAUUUUUUUCCUCAGUCGUUUCAUCAUUUAGUGCAUCAUAUGUCAAAAAAUAAUUAAAAAAUAAUUAUAUCCCACGAACCAA